GCAGGCUGCUGAAAGGACCCUCAGGCCAGUUAUCAGGGACUCUGCUCAGCGCGAAGGCAGGAGAAUGGAGUAUGAGGAUAUCUAUGAGAACAUGCCGAUGACGGAAGCUGCUCCCCAGCCCAAAGAUCUCCGGGCACAGAGCAAGCUGCAAGCGGUUGAAGAAGCGGUGCAGAAGCUCCAAGUCUUUCUGCAGCCUGACAACGCCUCGGAUGCGUCAGCAAAGGGAUCGGACAGUCUGCAGCUACUGGAUGAAGCGCAGGCAGGAGUCCGGAUGCUGAAAGCCCAGCUGGGUAAUGUCAGUGCAGCACGAGGAGCAGUGCAAGAUGGCUGCAGUGACGUGUGGAAAAAGCUCUCCAGAGGCUGGAGGUUUUACGAUGGGAACUUUUAUUACUUUUCACAAGAAAGGACGUCGUGGGAUGAGGCCGAGCGGUUCUGUGUGUCUCAGGAUUUGCACCUGACCUCUGUCUCCUCCGAGGCAGAACAGCCCUCACCCCAGGCCUCUGGGGCACUUUCGGAGGAGGAAAAUCCCACCCUCCGGCAGGGCUAG
Messenger RNA from Malaclemys terrapin pileata, 547 nucleotides. Its product is annotated as C-type lectin domain family 4 member K-like. The transcript is spliced from 5 exons. The record is from RefSeq and is a predicted model, not a curated record. Lineage: Eukaryota; Metazoa; Chordata; Testudines; Emydidae. Bases 65 to 547 code for a protein of 160 amino acids.